Messenger RNA from Lathyrus oleraceus (garden pea), 834 nucleotides. RefSeq lists its product as uncharacterized. The transcript has 3 exons. Bases 158 to 646 code for a protein of 162 amino acids. Gene Ontology annotation, molecular function: metal ion binding. NCBI's taxonomy places the organism in Eukaryota, Viridiplantae, Streptophyta, Magnoliopsida, Fabales, Fabaceae. The record is from RefSeq and is a predicted model, not a curated record.
GCAAAUUUCUUAGUCAAUUCAACAAACAAUGUAUUAUGUAUAUAUCAUAACAUGUUCUAAUCACUCUGUUCCAAAGAAGAAGAUAAAUAAGAAGAGCAACUUUGUUCAUUUCUAUUCACAAGAACAAAAGGUUUCCGUUUGUUUCAACUAAGGAAGGAUGAAGCAAAAAAUAGUUAUAAAGUUAUCAAUGGACAAAGAGAAAUGCAGAAACAAAGCCCUCAAAACUGCUGCUAAUGUCAAAGGUGUGACUUCAGUUUCAUUGGAAGGAGAUGACAAAGAUAAGGUAUCAGUUACCGGUGAUAAUGUAGACACAGUUUGCUUAGCCAACGAACUUCUCAAAAAAUUCAAAAAUGUCACAAUUCUAAGUGUGGAAGAAGUGAAAAAGAAAACUGAAGAAGAAAAGAAAAAGGAGGAAGAAAAGAAAAAAGAAGAAGAAAAGAAAAAGAUGAUGGAAGCAUGUCGUGCCGUUUUGCAUGGUUCUUGCAUCAAGUGUCAUAGCAUGAGUUGUAAUGGUAAGUGUUCAUGCACAAAAUGUUCAAGUCCAAAGUGUGAUGGAAAACUUUGUGUCACUAUUUGCUUUAAGUGUGAAAAUCCAAAGAGUUGUUGUGAGUGUAUGUCAUGUUGCUCCAGUUGUGACCACAAAUAGUGUGAUGGUGAUUAAAGAAUUAAGAAGCCUCCUUCACCAUACAGUGUCCUCAAUGGUGCACAUGUCCUAAGUUUAUGCUCCAUAGCUUUGGUUGGUAGUGUUUUUUUUAAGAGAGCAAAAAUAAUAUAUUAUAAAUUAUAUGCCAAAAUACAUAAGAAAAUCUCAAGACAAUGUCACCUUGCUGUACA